Lachancea thermotolerans CBS 6340 is the source of this 1035-nucleotide messenger RNA. It is a transcript of the gene OMA1, whose product is annotated as metalloendopeptidase. The record is from RefSeq and is a predicted model, not a curated record. Gene Ontology annotation, molecular function: metalloendopeptidase activity. Gene Ontology annotation, biological process: mitochondrial protein processing; protein quality control for misfolded or incompletely synthesized proteins. The transcript has a single exon. NCBI's taxonomy places the organism in Eukaryota, Fungi, Ascomycota, Saccharomycetes, Saccharomycetales, Saccharomycetaceae. The coding region runs from base 1 to 1035 and encodes 344 amino acids. Gene Ontology annotation, cellular component: mitochondrial inner membrane.
AUGUUUAAGGGGUCUUUUAAAAACAUAUUUCCCCGUUGCUUCCGCUUUAGCGCGGGCCCUAGACCUUAUUCCAGAUAUGCCCAAUAUCGGAGGUUUAACAACAAAGAAGGCACCUCCUUCACUCAGUUGCUAGUUGACCCAUCAUCCAGAAAGUACCUCGCUGCGGUCUUUGGGGGCGGAUUCCUGUUUUAUGUGACCCACCUGGAGCAGGCCCCAGUUAGUGGAAGAACUAGGUUCAUAUGGCUUCCUCAUUGGCUGGAACUUAAAAUUGGCAACUACUCAUACAAUUCAAUCCUAGCCCAAACUCGAAGUGCAAUGCUCCCCCCAAACCACCCCCUCACCGUGAAAGUCGAUAACAUAUUUCACAAAAUUGUUGAAGCCGCAGCUAAGGAUCCCUCCAUUGACCACCAGCUUCUAAGCGACGUGACCUGGCAAGUUCACAUUGUCAACGACCCCACCGCACCACCCAAUGCAUUUGUUCUACCAGGUGGCAAAGUCUUUGUUUUUAGCAGCAUACUCAAUAUCUGUAAAAACGACGAUGGUCUGGCAACAGUAUUGUCACACGAGUUUUCUCACCAGCUUGCUAGACAUACCGCGGAAAACUUAUCAAAAGCUCCAAUCUACUCUAUGCUCGGUGCGAUUUUAUACACCGUGACCGGUGCAGAUAUUUUUAACAGGUUGAUUCUAGAUGGGUUUCUGAGGAUGCCCGCUUCUCGACAAAUGGAGACGGAGGCUGACUAUAUUGGUUUGAUGAUUAUGUCCCGCGCAUGCUUUCAUCCCGAAGAAGCUGUAAAGUUAUGGAAACGUAUGUCUGAAUUCGAGCAGCAAGUUAAGGGCAGAGCGAACCUCAACUUGGAAUUUUUAAGUACCCACCCCGCGAGCGACCGGAGGAUCGAGAACAUGAAAUCUUGGUUACCAAAAGCACAAGAAAUUUAUUCACAAUCUAACUGCGGCAUGUUAGGUGGCUAUUUGGAUGGAUUUCAGACUGUUUUUGGAGGGCCUCGAGAAGAGCAACCCGGGAUAAUGUGGGGCUAA